GUGAUGUGUGAAUUAAUUGUAAGUUCCGAAAUGGGUCUCAAAUUCAGUGCUGUUUCUAAAAUCCUCAGUCAAGUCGGGUCCCGGAGAAGCGACAGGCGGCGGUCGUCCUAAAUUUGAUCAUCGUUCCAGCUGCGGCACCAGAUGCCACCGAACUGUACCAGUCUUUUACCAUCGUUCUAGAAAGAGGAAUAUGCGGGAGCUGAAGUGAGCCGCUUGACUCGUAGUUGAGGUCAGUGCCCAGUGUUGGUGGUCAAAAUGGACCUUUCCGGGGAGGACAUGCUGUCCGGCGGCUCAAACGCCACUGACCCUGACGAUGGCAACUACACGGUGCGCUACCUGAACGUGACCAAGGAGCUGCCGAUCAAGUACGCGCAGCCCUUGUAUGGCUACGUGAUGCCCUUCCUGCUGGUGGUCACCAUCAUCGCCAACACCCUGAUCGUGGUGGUGCUCUCGAAGCGGCACAUGCGCACCCCUACCAACGUCGUGCUCAUGGCCAUGGCCCUUUCGGACAUGUUCACCCUGCUCUUCCCAGCGCCGUGGCUCUUCUACAUGUACACCUUCGGCAACCACUACAAGCCACUCUCGCCGCCCUCUGCCUGCUACGCUUGGUACGCAAUGAACGAGGUGAUCCCCGCGCUUUUCCACACGGCGUCGAUCUGGUUCACGCUGGCGUUGGCGGUGCAGCGCUACAUCUACGUGUGUCACGCGCCGGUGGCGCGCACGUGGUGCACCAUGUCGCGCGUGAAGAAGUGCAUCGGCUGGAUCACAGUGCUGGCCGUGCUGAGCCAGGCGACGCGGUUCGCCGACCGCAACUACGUGUCCGUCGAGUUCGAGUGGCGCGGCGAGGUGGCCCACGGCUGCCGCAUGGAGUACUCCUACCUCGUCACCCACAUCAUCCCCAUUGACACGUACUACACUACAUACUUUGGCUUUAGGGUGAUAUUCGUGCACAUGCUGCCGUGCAUCUCGCUGGUGUUACUGAACGUUCUGCUGUUCCGAGCGAUGCGCGUGGCGCAGCAGAAGCGCGAGCGGCUGUUCAAAGAGAACCGCAAGAGCGAGUGCAAGCGGUUGCGCGACUCCAACUGCACCACCCUGAUGCUUAUCGUGGUGGUGACCGUAUUCCUGCUGGUCGAGAUCCCGCUGGCCGUGGUCACGGCGCUGCACAUUGUCUCGUCGGGCAUCAUCGAGAUCCUUGACUACGAAGUCGUCAACGGACUCAUCCUGUUCAUCAACUUCUUCAUCAUCGUCUCGUAUCCGAUCAACUUCGCCAUCUACUGCGGCAUGUCGCGCCAGUUCCGCGAAACUUUCAAGGAACUCUUUAUCAGAGGCACUGGAAACUCGUCGGCCAUCGGCGGUGGCACCACCGCCGCCGAGAGGACCAACACGGGCAUCGCCGCCAGCCGGAGGGGCGGCUCGAGGAAAAACGGCAGCACCUCCAAGUACUCGCUCGUCAACGGACCCAAGACUGCAUGCACCAAUGAAACCGUCUUGUAAGCCAGCCUAUUUCUUUUUUCGGGCGUUGGACUUUUCAACCAAGCAUGGUUUGUUCUCCGAAAUUCAGUGUGGACCACAUUGGUGUUUAAAUUUUGAAGAAAAAUAUAAAACUAUAGUAAACUAAGUGAACAUAACAGGUGAUUUUCAAAUUCUGCCGACAAUUAUGCAAGAAGAAUACUUCUCCAAGUCUCUUUUUUUCUUAUAUCAGAAAAACGAACUUAAACGGUUGCUCAUUCAAGAAACAUCUGCGUGGAAAUCGCACAAACAAAUACGCUUGUAUUGAUAGAGAGAAUCUUAUUAUUACAAAUAUGUUUGGAAAAAAACGGCCCAGCUACUUUUGCAUGGAAUCGAGAAGUAAAUUUAUCAGAAAUUAUGGAGGGUUGAAAGACACACAAUACAUGUUGUAUUUAAAUAAUAGGCCUUUACUGCAUGAUACAUAUUUGGGAAUCAUAUUCGAGGGAACAGAAUUUGAUUAUAAAAAAUUGUCGUAAUUAAACGCACUACUUUGAUGUUGGCAUCUUACUGCAUAUUAAAUUAUUGAUUGUAAAUUUAGUCAAAUAAAAAACACGUGAUUUGCUCACACUUAGAUGUUUACACAGCUUAUAAGAUAAAAUUACAUGACUUUUGUUUUAAAGAAGGAAAUUUAUUUUAUCUUGAUACGCAGUGUAUUUAUUAACCUGGUGAUGUAGUUGCCUAAUCUGGUGUUUUGUACAGAGAGAUGUUUUAUAAUUGCGAUUUAAUUUUGUUGCAACGCAGCGAAUGGAUGUUUACAGAAGCCUGAGCCCCUUGUUUGUAAACAUCCAUUUGCCAAUUAUUGAUGGAUGAAAGUGUUUUUAAUUUUACGAAGAUACAUAGUUUAUCUCUGCAUUUGUCACUGUUAUUGUCGUUAAAUGAAAUCAUCUAUUUAUGGGUGUUAAAAUGUAAAAUCAAUUCUUGAGAUAUUUAUGUGGCGAUUAUAAAAUUUUCUAUAAAAACUUUGUUAUUUGUCCUCUAUUGAUGCUUUAACAAGUUGGGGUUUUUUUCUUGUUGAAAAAAUCCUCACAAUCGCAUGUUUAGUACUUUCAACCAUUUGUCAAAAUUCAGGAAGCAAUGUUUUGCGUGAAAGGAAUAAUUUACAAAUUAUAUUUUUCCUCUUCUAUGAAUUAUUGCUGUCGGUAUUCAAGAGAUGAAACCGUGAUUGUAACUAGAGAGAUGAAAAAGUAUCUUUUUGAGGGGGUAACUAUGAUGCAUGGCUACUAAUAUUUAUUAAUAAAUGUAAAUUACA
Messenger RNA from Neocloeon triangulifer, 2758 nucleotides. RefSeq names its product sex peptide receptor (gene SPR). Gene Ontology annotation, molecular function: G protein-coupled peptide receptor activity. Gene Ontology annotation, biological process: G protein-coupled receptor signaling pathway. Bases 256 to 1494 code for a protein of 412 amino acids. The transcript has 5 exons. Gene Ontology annotation, cellular component: membrane. The record is from RefSeq and is a predicted model, not a curated record. Lineage: Eukaryota; Metazoa; Arthropoda; Insecta; Ephemeroptera; Baetidae.